This is a messenger RNA of Esox lucius (northern pike), 3491 nucleotides long. RefSeq lists its product as uncharacterized. The record is from RefSeq and is a predicted model, not a curated record. Bases 236 to 3457 code for a protein of 1073 amino acids. NCBI's taxonomy places the organism in Eukaryota, Metazoa, Chordata, Actinopteri, Esociformes, Esocidae. The transcript is spliced from 3 exons.
AUCAACACGCCCUGCAUCUCAGUCUGUGCCACCAGCAUCAACACGCCCUGCAUCUCAGCCUGUGCCGCCAGCAUCAACACGCCCUGCAUCUCAGCCUGUGCCACCAGCAUCAACACGCCCUGCAUCUCAGCCUGUGCCACCAGCAUCAACACGCCCUGCAUCUCAGCCUGUGCCACCAGCAUCAACACACCCUGGAUUUCCACCCUCACUUCCACUGCCCAGAUAUGACCAAGAAAUGAUUCACUGGAACUGCUCUCAACAGCAAAAGGUAUGGAUGAAGAUGGAGCUGGAAGCCAUGGGACUGUGGCCGGGAAGUCCACCUGUGAGGCACCUUACUAACUCUGUCUCUUUGUGGCGUCUACCACCUCAGCCUGAGCUCAUUGAGACUGCCUGUGGGCUUCCAUCCCCCAAAUAUUUCCAGCUACAUCCAUUCUUCAUCUGGAAACCAGAGAAUGACAGCAUCAUGGGAAGGCUGAGAAACAAUUAUGUUCUCCCAUGUCUUCACAGUUGUUCUCGACCACAGAUAACUUCAUCAGGUGUAGGAAGGCCUCGAGUGGUUGUUGGCAUUGUCAAUCAAUAUUACUUGUUUGCAUCUCGGCUUUGCUGCAAAGCAUGCAAAAGGAAUUGGUUUGCUGACAAUCCUCUGUGGCUGGCAAAGCUCCCUAAAAGGUAUACCAACAUGUUGCCAGCCCUCCUUACCUACAAGAAAGCGAUCUGUAAAUCUGUGGUAGAUGAAUUAAGACGCACUGCAAAAUCCCCAAAUGACAUGGCCAAUCAGCUGAUGGAGAUGAUGCACCUAAAGUAUGAAAGAGCAAACCUGGCCUACCUGCUAAGUGUGCAGAACAUCAAGGAUGCUGAGGCAGGGUUGUAUGGUCAGAGCACCAUCAGCAAAUACCUGAGGAGGGACAGUACACCUGCUGCAUUUGGGGGGUAUGAAGACACAGACGGCUGGUGUGGAAUGUCUGUGUCGUCAUAUUACCUUACAGACUGUCUUCUGCAGGAGUUUCAGAGGCAGGAGCCAUCAAUCACGCAGCUCUUACAGGGCACAUUUGGACAGGUGUUGAGAUCCGACCACACCCGGAAGAUUGCCAGGAAAGUCACUCUUACAUCAGGCACAAUGUCAUCUUAUGCUGUGAUGAACGAGAACUGGAUGAUCAUCUCUUGGGUGAUGGUGCAGUCCGAGAGUGAAAGGUCUUUGGAGCCCAUGUAUGAAGGUCUGGCCACACGCUACACUGCUGCUGGAAUUGAAAAGGCCAAUUACCAUUGGGUGGACAGGGACUGCUGUGCAGCCUUCAGGGUCCAGAAUUCUCAUCCAGCUGAGCACCUUUUGAGGGAAGCCUGGAGGACUACAGAGGCUACUGUUGCAGAGGUGACAUCCGGGGACUUGACCAACAUCUGUGCUUCGAGGUCAAAGUUUAAUGAGUUCAUCUCUGUAAAGCUGGACUUGUUCCACUGUAUGAGACGAUUCUGCCGGGAGUGUGUCUCAGAGCAUCAUUCCUUAUACAGCUCUUUCUGUCAGUUCCUCUCGGCUGCCUUCACAAUUGUGGAUCAGCAGGAUCUGAAGAGACUGAAGGAGGCCUAUGUCUUCUGCGGGAUCGUGCCAGCAAAUCCAACAAAGCAGCAUAUCCGGGAGCACUGCAGGACAAAGAUCCCUCAGCCACGAGAGCUUGUGAAGAGAGUGGAAGAAGUUCUCCUUCACUUCCACCUGUUAAAAGAUGUAAAUGACAUCCCUCUCUUCAAACCGUCCAUGCUGAAAGCCUGGAGGAUCCAGCGAGUCCACAUGCUGAGGGGCUGUCUCAGUGACCCAGAACGGGAGGAUGGGAUUCUGUACAGAUACGGUGGCACGCUGCAACUCAACCAUGUCCAGGGUGAAGGGGCAUCUGUGCCCGUGUGGAUUCCAAUCAGAGGCACUUCACAGCAAGAGGGCUACCACUUCCACCAGGCUCAGUGGGUGACUGGGAACAAAGUCUCCCCAGAGUUAUUUCAGGCCCAGGGUAUGACUGGUGUGGCACGCUGGAAUUUCCAGAGAUUGGUGGAUCUCAAACAGCCGGGUGUGGUUUUGCCUGCAGUGUUUGACCCACUACUGAUCACAGACUUGAACAUGGCCUCUGUGAAUGUGACGGGGAGCGCCAAAUAUCCAGCACUACAAGUCUCCAACAGGGACACGGGAGAGAGGUUUGGACUCGAGUACGUUGAGCAAGGGUGCCGUGCUGUUCCUCUCGACUGGGAAAAGCACAGAUCUCAGAAGAGGACAGACAUGUCCGUAUUCCUGACCCCUCUCCCUGUUGAGAAAUGUCAACCCUCAGCAACACAGCUGCCGCCGACUGUCAGAUUUCCUGAUUCUGCAGCUCCUGCUACUGAGGCUUUAAAGAGAGAAAGCACUGAGGAGCCCCAGAUGGACAUAGAUCUGCCCUGCACACCUCCACUGCCUAUGACCGCCUCACCAAGAAGUGCACGCACGGGGCCUAUCAAGACUGGUGGCCGGGUCUUUGUGUUGGACCACAAUCGGUGGCCUGGCCCAAUGAGGGUGGCUAUUGAUGGUCUGCUUGCCAGGCAUCAUGGACAGAAGGACAUGCUGAAACUGGUGGACUUUGACUAUGCUUCCAUGGUGCAAAGUUCAUGUGCAGACCCCAACAGCCUGCUUCACCCAACCACCAAACACCACAUUGGAAGGUAUAUUAAACACCUGGCCAAAUUAAAAAACACCAGUUCCUCCCUUAACACCAGUCCUGAAAAGCUCUUGGAGACCCAACAACUGUGGCAGCACUUAACCAUGGGAAGUGACACAACCUGUGUCCCUGUAACAGCACUCCCACCUGCAGUUGUGAACCCACCCGCACUGCCCACACAAAAUGCUCCUCUUACUGAAGCUGCCAUAGAGAAAAUUGUUUUGGGACUGAUGGAAAAGCAGCAACAGUCAGAGCAACAACAGCAGCAAAAGAAAAAAAUGACAAAAACCUGCCUUUCAUGUGGCCAACCCAAGUCCCGUUACAUGAAUGAUGGCUCCUCAAUUCAUUAUUUUUAUCAGAGUGGGCAUGUUAGGUACUUCUACUGCUCCACAAAAGUAUUUAAAACAUAUGGAGCAGAGGGCCUCACAAACCCCAAAAUGUCUUUUGAGGAUUUCAUGUCAACACCCUUCUUUCAACAAGAACUUGAAUCCAUAAAACAGAAAGUGGAACAACAGAAGGACAAACAAAAGAGGAAGUCAGCAGAUGUGGUACCCUCUGGCCGUUUGUGCAGGUUCUGCCAUUUGGAACUAAAACAGGGCCCUAAUAGUCCUCACAUUCACACAGGGUUCCCCGGAGUGGCAGGGAAAUAUAUUUAUUGUCCUGCCAAGGUGUUCUCCCUCUACCAGGCCAAGGGUAUGGAGAAAGAAAUGACCUGGAAGGAGUUCCAGGCAUCUGCUUUUUAUCAGGAUGAAAAGAAAAGAUGGAUGGAUGAAAAGAGGAAAUGUUGAUUUACACACACACACGCAUCCACACACACACACA